GGUGUAGUGGCGUCAAGCUGUACUGAACGUCUGGGAUUUUGAAGUUUCUUGUGAUGGCACAAAAGAACAAGAUUUCCGCUGUGGAAGUUUCAAGCAAGAAGUUGUUAAAACCAAAACUAAAGUCUAAACAAAAAAAGAUACAAGGAUCUAAAAAGAAGAAUGCUUUUGAAGACAACUUAUUAAAAGGAAAAGAUGCUGGACAUUCAGAAUUUCAGACAACUGAACUUCCUGAAGAGGAAUUAGAACCUAGAAUACAAAAGAUAAAGAUCACCUUGGGAAAUGAGAAAGAUAAACAGUACAAAAGUAAGUUUGUUACCAAGGACAGCCAAGAAGAGUCUUUUAGUGAUGCUUCAUCCUCAACAUCAGAUGAUAAGGUUAAUGGAGAGGAUGAUGGACAACUGGCAAUUAGAAAGCCAAGAUACUGGUUAGAAAUGAAGGGGAUGGAAGCAUAUGUAGAAAAAUGUAAGCAGCAAGUAGUGACCAAACCUGCGCAAAAGAAGAGGAAAAUGGAUGCUGUUGACACUGAAUUCCCCAGGAAAGGAAGAAAACUUACAGUAACAAAUAAGCAUGCUAAAAAGAGAAAAUCCUUUAAAGUCAAUACCAAAGCACAACAACCAAAAUCCAGAAAUCGCUGUCGGUAUGUGAGAAAGGAUCCCCCUUCGUAUCCAGCAGGAAGUCGCGAGGAGCACUGGUAUCUGGAAAUUCUGGAAAAAGGAAAGAUUACAUGUCCCACUUGUAAGGCUGUCAUGAGGAAGACAGUAGAAGGAUUGAAAAAACAUAUGGCAAACUGCAAAGAGGAACCCUUCAUUUGCCAACACUGUGGAAAACAGUUAAAGUCUAUAGCUGGGCUCAAGUAUCAUGUAAUGGCAGACCAUAACAACAUGCCCAUUUUAAAGGAUGGGGAUGUAAUUGAUGAACAGAGUGAAAGAGACAGACUUCGGAAGGUGUUGAGGAGAAUGGGCAGACUGAAGUGUCUCCGGGACUGUGGUGCCAGCUUCACUAGUAUAAUGGGUUACCUUUAUCACCUGAAGAAGUGUGGCAAGGAAGAAUCUGAGCUAAUAAAACAAUUGUAUAAAUGCCAACACUGUGGAAAGCUGUACAAGUCAAAGGCAGGCCUGGAUUAUCACUUGAAAUCAGAGCAUGCCCCGUCACCGGAAACUACAGAUGAUGAAGCUGCUGAAAAAGAAAGUGAACCAGAUGUGGAGAGAACAUCCAGUGGAAGAGUGCGGAGAAGCUCUGCCAAACUGGCCGUUUACCACCUGCACGAGAUAGUCGCAGAUGAACUUGCUCGAGAAUGGCCUCGAAGGAAGAUCCAACGGGACCUGGUACCAGAUGACGACAAGCUAAAGUAUACUCGGCCAGGUUUACCUACGUUUAGUAAUGAAGUGCUCCGCAAGUGGAAGGAUGAAAUGAAAACUUAUAAGAGAGUACAGUGUCCAAAUAAGGAUUGUGCUUCCAAUUAUACAAGCAUAUCAGGGUUGAAGGCUCAUCUUGGUUCUUGUACAAGGGGAGAGUAUGUUGCUGGAAAGUAUAAGUGUCUGCUAUGUGAAAAAGAAUUCAGCUCUGAGAGUGGAGUAAAAUAUCAUAUUAAUAAUGUACACUUUGAGGACUGGUUUCUUCCGACUUCUAAAGCAGCUAAAGAAUUCAAGCCCUUGGUGAAAUUUAGCAAAAAACAGCCUAAAAUAUCAAACAAGAAAAAGUCAUCAUCAAAAGUUGGCAAGAAACAGAAUGCCCAAAUAGCUUUAUUGAAAGAGAUGUCCUUCCUUAAAAAAGUCUGUGAGAGUUCUAAAGAACAUGAUCAAUAUAGGUUUACUGAUAGUGAGGAAGAACAAGAUGAACAAGAAAAGGUUGGAACCUGGCAUCUCAAAAGACCAAGUGCAAAAGCUGAAUUAAAGACUGAUCAAGCCAAGAAAUAAGCAAUUGUGGUGGAUUAAAGAAUAAUAAAUGGAUUAUUUAGCUUGACAGACAACCACAAGCUGCAUGGGCAUUGAUUAAAACACAGUAACAGAUCUGCAGAUAAGUAUAAUUUGCAUUUGUUGACAAGGUUUUUUUUGUAAUUUUAAGUUGUGCACUCAUGUUCAUGUGUUCUUGGGAAUGAGGAAUUGGACCACAUUAAUUUUUUUUGCCAUACAUAAUUUGGAAAAAUGAAAAUAAAAUUCAGGUUGUGUGCGUACAUUUAGUGAAGACUUUGGGUGUGUUUUGUGUGUAAUGUAAACCUUCUGCUUCACACUCCCUUAAUAGUUAUAGUUUAAUAUCCACAUGAUAGAAAUGUUGUGCUGUUUUAAGAGGAGAAAAUUGUUAAUAUAAUUUCACAUUUCAUAAAUAAGAAUCUGGAGUCUCAGUAUAAUUCACUCCAGGGGUGAAUGUGCUCAUUUUUGUGUGCCACUGGUUUGGAAAGGGUUAGAAAUCACUGGUGCUACGUACUGACAGUGAUCUGAUUACUUCAUAUAUUUCAGUCUGUUUCUUUGUGCAAAGGAAGAAUUCAGGCUAGAAAUCCCUCUAUGACAGAAUGCCACCUGUUUCAAGAGGUACAAAGAAGACUGGUUGUAAUCUUAGGUGUUAAAAAAUGAACAUGUUUGUUUAUUUAUUUAAGAUUUUUUUGUGUAACAUUAGAAAUGUUGUCUAGCGGUGGCUAGUUAGUAAGUUGUGCUGAUCUAUAACGCCUUAAAUUUUCAGGGCAACGAAUAAGAAUACUUGAUGUAGAAUCAGUCUCAUCUUCUGACAUUUUCAUAAGAUUGAUUCUAGAUUGUUGGUAGUAUUGGUGGUUCAUUGGUAGCUUUUCAAAUAAAAAUAUUGCAUUUUGUUUCAAUAGCUGUCUACAUGCGCUAUACUAAAUGCAACAAUUUAAUCUCCUUUAUCCAAUUGUUACAGAAAAGGAUAUGUAAUUAUCAAUAGCACAAUUUUCAAUUUAUUCCAUUUAACAGGAAUACCUCAAACCUCCUGAGUUUUCUACUCUUGAUGGAAUAAGUAAACUUUAGAUGAAAAAGUGUUCCUUUAUUAUAGUGUGCUGAAUGAUAGCAAUGUGAGCUAUAUCUGCAUGUCGUAAGGAACCUACUGUGAUAUCCCAUUACUUGGACAUCAUGAAUAAUGUAUUUUUUAUGUGAUGGCUUUCAUUAUUUACAACAUGAAAUUUAUCUGAUAAUGUAGUAAACACAGUCACUUUUAAUAA
This is a messenger RNA of Hemiscyllium ocellatum (epaulette shark), 3169 nucleotides long. RefSeq names its product zinc finger protein 512 (gene znf512). The transcript has 16 exons. Lineage: Eukaryota; Metazoa; Chordata; Chondrichthyes; Orectolobiformes; Hemiscylliidae. The coding region runs from base 54 to 1916 and encodes 620 amino acids. Gene Ontology annotation, molecular function: zinc ion binding. The record is from RefSeq and is a predicted model, not a curated record.